AUGGCUAGUACGGUAACUAGUGAAAAUCCACAACAGCAAACUCCAUCUUCUUACAACAAUACCAUUACUGCUACAGCUACUAAUUUUAAUGCUAAUAACAAUAUUAAUAAUGUAGCUAACAGUCAUGUUCUUCAUGCUUCAAUUGGCAAUACCGAUAAUAAUGGCAACAAUAAUAAUGACGAUAAUAAUAAUCUUAAUCCAUGGAUGCAAGAAUUAGAAAAAUUACGGAAACAAUAUAUUCAAGUUAAGGAAGAACGAGAUCAAGCUGGCCGUUAUUUGCAUCAAGUUGAAGAAACUAUACAAACUUAUGGAAGUAAUCCUCAUAACGCUAUCAAUCAAAUUGUGAAUCUAUUUAAAUCGUCUGCUAGAAUUGCUGCUAAAGAAGUUGCAGAACAGAUGGAUACCAUGGAUAAAGAGACAUUGAAACGAAUUUAUUUAAAUGCCAUUGAACACGUAGAAGAUUUGAAACAUGACAAGGGAUUAUUAACAACUAAAUUGUCGUUAAAUCAUGAACGCUCGGAAAAUCUUUACCAACAAUUAUCUGAGAUUAACGAUAACUUUGAACAACUUCUUCAUCAUAAUCAUGAAUUAAUAAAACAAAAUCAACAACUUAAGUAUGAAAUUAAAAGGUGGCAUCAAAAUUAUGAUAAUUUAAAAAAUACAAUUGAUCAUCAACAACAAGCAUCAUCUUCUACACGUCAGUCAGUACCGCUGCCAUCGUUGCCUCAACAAGAGCAACACACAUCAUCAGUUGCGUUGCAGGCGUCAUCACAACAAGAUGAAGGAAAUAAAACAUCGAUCAUAAAAAGUUCUGAUCAUGGUCAAGAUAAUGAUACCGAUAUAUAUCCAUCGGUUAAUAAUACUGUAGCGGGACAGUACGGCCAAGGUGUAACUGCUCAUAACCAUGAAGAUAGCAGUGGCUCUCAUUCAAUAGAUAACGCAACAUCAACUAGUACUAAUAUAAACAAUGAAAAUGUAAAUAGUUGGACAUAUAGCCAUAAUAAAGUACCAGCUUAUCCUGUAUAUAAUAGUUUUAACGGUCAUCAAAAAAUAUCCUUAAAUGAUAAAUCAAAUUAUGAUUCGCCUUCAGGAUUUAUCGAUCAUGAUCAAUUGCAGUGUGACUGUCAUUUGUUACAAUCAACGUUAAAACAGCAUAAAAUUAAAUACCAAAAAUUAUAUAUUCAAUGUCAACAAUUAGAGAAAGAAAUCAGUCUUAUAGCUAAAGAGAAACAACGUUAUAAGCAUCAAUUGUCCGCUCAAAACCGCGAUUGCGAGCAGUUAAUACGUGAACGUGAUGCGUUAAGGUCUGCAUUGCGAAUGCACGGUAAUGAGAGAGAAAAAGAAAGGCAAGACUUUAAUGAUCGCCAAAGUAAUCGUUUGAGGGAAUUACAACGAGUCAAACGUGAGAAAGAAAUUAUUAUGGUAGAAUAUGGCAAGAUAAUGGAAGAGCGUGACAUCGUUCAUCGUGAUAUGAACAAUAUUCAGGAACAAUACCAAACUUCAGUGCAAGAAAAAUUAUUAGCGGAGAAACAGUGCCAAGAAUUGCAAUUAGAAUUAAAAAAAUUGCAACAACUUGUUGAUCAGCUCAAGCGUGAUAAACAUGUCGAUAAUACGCGUAUCGAAGCAUUAAAAGUUAAUUUAAAAGAAACUAUUCACACCAAUGAAGAAUUAUUACAGCGUUAUGAAGAAUAUGACAAAUUAUAUGCUAAUCCUGUAAAAGAUAAAUUUGAUGUAGUCAAUAAAAAUUCCACAUCGGAUACAGCAGUGGUUACUAGUACAAUAACAGCUACAACGGCAACAACUGAUAAUAGUAUUAGUAAUAAACCUGUUACCAUUACGAAUAAUGAUUGGUCUACGCAUCAAAAACUUCAGGAAAUACAAAACUCGAACUAUUAUUCUGGCGUUAAUGCUGGAUGUAAUGUGACUAAAAAUCGAAAAGAGAAAUUAGGAAAAUUAAAUGUUCCGUAUCAAAAUACGGAAAUUAAUGGUAAUCAUCAUUAUGACUAUCUCGCGAAUGGAAUCAGAACUAAUCAGGCCGAUCAUCAUGCGAAUAAAGUGACAGGCAAAGAACUUUCAUCAACAGUAUCACAUCAAGAUACAGGAUCAACAUUUUAUGCGAAUGACACCAACAGCAAUAUCAAUUAUAAUAAAAAUGAUAAUCUAUACAUACAUAAUCAAGCAAAUAGUAUUGAUGGUCAUAGACAUUAUUUACGUCGCGAUCACAUGUUGACAACCGAUUCGAUGGGCAAUCGCUAUCAUUCACAGUAUCAAGUUGAUCAAGAUAACAAUUCUGCAAUUACCAGUAAUACUGAAGGAAAUAAUCCAAUCUCUUUCGAUUUAAAAUCAUCGCAUAAUUCGCUAUACUACGACUCUGCAAUUGAUAUCGAUUAUCCCGAUGAUGAAAUUGAUAUUCAGUUCUGCCGUUCCAUUGUUCGUGCGGAUAAUUGCCAGUUUGGCUUCUCUUAUCGUAAUUCGAAAGAGUGCUCAACAUCACCAUAUCGUAACGGGAUAACAAUAUCAUGUGUUCAUAAGGGUAGCCCGAGUUACGGUAUUCUUUAUGUGGGUGAUGACAUUCGAUCAAUUAAUAAAGUUGAUUUGAGCACGUUCGAUCCGAAUGCAUUACUCCAGUUUAUGAGGAACAUGGCAGAGGAAAAGAAAAUAACCGUUAUUGGAAAUCGAAAAAGGCCGCUAUAUGUCAAAAUUGCGGUUACACCUGUUGCAAUUUCCUUUGCUGAUUGUAUCCAAGUUGACAGCGAUCACAUUAUCACCGCAAUAGUACCGGAGAUUAUAGCAGCUACUGAUGGUGAGCUAUCUAUUGGUGAUAAGUUAUUAGCAAUUAAUAAUCUUAAAUUAGACGAUAUGACAGGAAAUGAGAUUACCCAAUUAUUACAUCAAAAUAGUCAGCACAUCAUGAAUUUAUUCGUUCAAAAAUAUGAUGUCGUGGCAUUUUUAAAUCGCGAUCACCCAAAUCAUAAGCAUUAUCGCUAUUUUAAUAGUAAUAUCAAUACAACUAAUUCGUCAUCAUCGAAUACGUAUGUAAGCCGAUUAGCUAAUGAGCAACAUAAUCAUAGUCGUAACUUAUCUGGUAAUAUAGAUUAUAAUACGAAAAAUUCUAAAUUACAAGUUUCAACACAACUGCAACAAACUUUUGGGCCUAGUAAAUCUAAUUAUAAUGAAAUCAAUGAAAUAACAAAUAAUGUAUAUAGUACGACUAACGAUCCAGGUUGUAAUAAAAUUAGUAAAUUAGUGCAUCAUCAACAUCAACAAAGUAAUCAUACGAGUGCAUCCUCAACGAUUGAACAAGUCAAUGAUGAGAUGAAAGAAGUACAGGAAUAUGGAGAGAUGAGUACAACAAUAGCUGAUCAACAAUCACAACUCAAUAGCAAUUCUGAUCGUAGUAUGGCAGUUAAUACCAUCGAUUCAGUGACAAAACCGUGCCCUUCAGCGAUAAACAACAGUACAAAAAAUCUGCGAUCAGUAAAACAAGACAAUAAUAACUUUGAUACCGGUAGUACGCAGCUUUAUAAAGACAACGAACAUUUUAUUAAUUGUAAAAAUGGAAAAAUAUCAAACGAUAAAAAUCUUCUGACCAAGGUAAAAGUGCGUAGUACCACACAUACGAACUCGAUAGCAAACGAAACUAACACAACGCAUUCUCUAAGUGACUGCUCUCAACAACAACUGAGCAAUGGGUAUCAUCAUUAUCGCCAUAAUCCUAAUUCUACUCCCUUGAAUGACAGCAUUAUGGUUAAUGGCAACGCCUCUAAAUUCUCCAAUCAGAAUCCUAAUAUUCAUAUCAAUCAUUCACAAGACAAUGUAAAAGUAGCAAAUCGUCAAAAGCUUAAAUUGGUUAAUAUGCGACAUCUGCCAAUGUUAGAUAAUGACUUGGAUGAUCAAAACGAUCCUGAUCAGCCUAUUGCGCAAUUACAAGAUCGAUCAAAUUCGAACUCCGAUUUGUUAAAUGAUCGUAAUUCACUUAGCAACACUGCAAGCGCACGAUACAACCAAGACGAAGAUAAGGUUACGGUUCAAUAUAAUUCGAGAAGGAAUAAUAAUAAUAGCGAGGGAUUUACACAUGCAACAAUAAUGACUAACGAUAGUCACAAUCGAAAAACUAAUGCAGUAAAAAAUUUAGAAAAUAAAGGUGAUAUAAAAGUCGAAAGUGAUUUAAAAUAUACAAAUGUUGAUGAAUGGGUUAAGUUGGUAACAAAUAGUCAAAUUGAUUCAUUAUCUAACCGGAACCGUCCAAUAUAUUCAUCAGGGCCAGUCAAUUUUAAUUCGAAUUGGGAUAAUCAUUCUUCUUCUUCUAGCGCUAACCAACAAUGUCUUAGUGCAAAGCUACUUUUACCAACAACAGCUGCUCAACAACAGCAACAGAAGCCAGUUUUUAAAUCGCGAAAUCCACGCGUAUUUCAUGACCGAAAGAGGGAUCAUCUUAACUCUCAUUCUAAAUAUCCUCAUUAUCAGUCGUAUGCGUCUAUGUCAUUCGAAGAAACUAAUUCUGGUGCCUUCUAUCAAAGCUAUAACAAUCUUCAUCAUAGUCCAAAUGAUAUAUUGCAUAAUUUAAGUCCAGGUUAUGGUUCUUCUGCUACAAGUAUUUCUUACUAUUCGAGUUCAUCUCCCAGUUCCUUGACUGGCUCAUCACUUUAUCAUCACGACAUCAUGCUAAGUCAACGAGGCAUUAUGACACCUACAUCAAGUAUUCUACCGUCGUCACGCAUAUUUAGCCAGUCAAGCCGUUCUUUGUUAUUAUCUGAAUCUGGGAUAAGUGGCAAUAUUUCAUCGUCAUUUGCUGCUUCUUCAUGUGUUGAUGAUAUCCGUUUAUUUCAAUCUCAUGUUAAUAACACUCGCAAGAUUGAACGCUAUGAAGAAGAAACUGAAGAUAGUGAGGAGAGACAGGAUGAAAAUACUUCAUCAGCCACUGAUCCAAGAUACGUUACCGUAAAACAAGCUAUGCUCCCUUUAAAUAUUUGCAUAGCCCUCAGCGCAUUCGGUGGGGUAUUCGUUACAUCGAUGUCAUAUAGCGAAAGUAGACCAUCUAAGAUUGGAUUACGCCCUGGUGAUCAAUUAUUGCGGUGUAACGAUAUUGAUUUAACUACUGCCGACUUGGCUCAAGCCGAACAAGUGUUGACAGGGAAAGGCAAAGAUUUGUAUUUAAUUGUGCAAUAUAAUCCUCAAGGAUACAAACCUUUAAACGAAUCUGUUGGCUCUGAUACCAGUCAGCCGCAAACACCAGUUACGAGGAGAAGAAAACAUGUUUCAUCGAUUGCAUCAAGUCGCGGAUCUUCUAUUCGAUCAGUUCACUCUACUAACAACGAUAAAAAUAGUGCCUUCCUCAUUCAACAUGAAGCACUGAAACAACCGGUUUCGUCAAGAAUAGUCAACUUUAGACGUACUGGCAAAGUUAAAAUUGGUAUUGUUGGUGGUAAUGCUGCUGGCAUUUUUAUCUCUGAAAUAGAUUCUACCAAUAUAGCUUAUCAACCAGCUGGAAGCACCUUAAAAAUUGGCGACCAGAUCAUCGAGUUAAAUAAAAUAGACUUUAGAAAUUUAACCAUUGAACGCGCUAUCCGUGAACUUGCUCGAUUACCUGAAAAUAACUCGUUUAUUGUUGCUCAUUGUCCACAGAAACAUCGUAUUGUUGAAGAACAGCAAAUGAAGGAUUCAUUUUAUGUUAGGGCUUUAUUUAAUUAUAAUAGCGGGGACUCUGGUGAAUUAAGUUUUCGAAGGGGUGAUGUCUUACAUAUUACGGAUACUCUUUACGGAAAUAAGAUUGGCUCUUGGAAAGCGACGAUAAUAGCAGAUGAACGAUUCGCUUAUAGAAAAACUGGAAAAAUACCUAGCAAAAUAAGGAUUGAUGACUCGAGUCAGUAUCAACUAGUUGACAAUGCGAUGGAAGAGGAAAGUAAAUCAUCAAAACGUUCUAGUUUUAUCAACAAUAAGCGCAACUUUUUUCGUCGGAAAAAAACUCAAGAUAAGAUAAACAGCAGUAAUUUAAAUCGGGAUAGUACUGUUACGCAAGGAGAUUCACAAACUGUACAAGAAAUCUUUCCGUACGAAAAAAUCGAUCGAUAUCUAUCGGAAUAUCCACGGCCAAUUGUCCUUUUCGGACCGUACGCAAAGGCGGUAGCCAAUCGUCUAAUUGACGAUUAUCCAGAUAAAUAUCAGUGUGCUAAAAUUGAGAAUCAAAAGACCACAAUACAGGUUAUAGAAAGAGGAUUAGAAGAUCAGAGCGUAUUAGAUUACGAACAAAUAGAUGAUGGUUCGUUCAACUGCCUUAGAACGACAGCUAUAAAAACAGUUGCAGAAGAAGAAAAAAAACACUGUAUCCUUGAAUUAUCACCUUCUGCAAUUGAACGUGCUGAAAGUUGGGAUUUGUAUCCGAUUGUUAUACUUUUAAAAGAGCAAAAGGAUCUUCGUUUCAAGUCAGAAAAAUAUUCUAGUAAACAAGCUAAAGAUAUCUACGAUGCCAUGUUAAAAAUUGAGCAAGACUACCAAGAUAAGUUUUCAGUCAUUUUGGAUAAAGGUAAUAUUGCGGUAAUGUACGAUAGCCUUAUUACCUCAAUUGAAGAAGAACAACGUAAGCCGGUAUGGCGCGUCAGUUACCAGCAAAACAACAUAUAA
This is a messenger RNA of Trichoplax adhaerens, 6621 nucleotides long. RefSeq lists its product as uncharacterized. Gene Ontology annotation, biological process: protein localization to cell-cell junction; cell-cell adhesion; cell-cell junction organization. The record is from RefSeq and is a predicted model, not a curated record. Gene Ontology annotation, molecular function: cell adhesion molecule binding. Gene Ontology annotation, cellular component: plasma membrane; bicellular tight junction. NCBI's taxonomy places the organism in Eukaryota, Metazoa, Placozoa, Uniplacotomia, Trichoplacea, Trichoplacidae. The coding region runs from base 1 to 6621 and encodes 2206 amino acids. The transcript has 15 exons.